Molecule: messenger RNA, 2729 nt
Organism: Salvia hispanica
Lineage: Eukaryota; Viridiplantae; Streptophyta; Magnoliopsida; Lamiales; Lamiaceae
Source: RefSeq, a predicted model, not a curated record
GAGAAUUCCUAAUAACUUCCCGCCAACCCUUUACCGCGAAAUUGCUCUGUAUCCUUACAAAUGGUCAAAUACUAAUACUCCGCCGAAUUCAUUUUCCGAAGCCUCUCUCUCUCUCUCUGCGACUGCUGCAGCUUCAGAAGUCGGCCACCUCAGAUAGAAGACGGAACAUUUAUUGAUUUUUCCUGCAAUAAUGGAGCUGAGUAGUUGCAAUGUUAAGCAUUUUAUCCAAACUAUUAGGGGAGGGUUGGUGAUAAAAGUUUGUAAUACCAAUUCCAAUGGAAGGCCCGUGACUCGAACCAAGACUUUAAAGGAUGUAUAUGACAUUGAAGAUGCUAAAAGACUACAGAAGCCUCCUUCAGGUUUUCUGUUUGGUAAGAAACAAGUGAUACACAGAAGUUCAUGUUUUACAGUGGCUGCUAGGACAGUACAUAAAAUAAAAUCUGAACCUAGUGAUAGUGAUCCCAGUGCUGAUGGGGAUUCAGAGUCAGACUGUGAUGUGGGUGACGCUAUGACAUUAUCACAGCUCAAGAACCGGUUAUCGACAAAGAGAAAGAAGUUUGUUUCCACUGACGAGAAAGCCGUGGAAGAUGAAUCUGAUCUUAAUGAGCCGCUUAUCAAUUUGAAAUCAAAGCAUUCAAAGGCCUCACGAGCUAAAAGAAGAUGCCUGAAUCCAAGUGCUGUGUCUUCUGCAACCGUUAAAGUAGCUAUCAGAUCUGAAGAGAAUUUGGUUUCUGAAGCCUCAGAGCAAGCUGAUGGUGAAUUAGCUCCACUUAUUCAUGUCAAGGUUGGGGUUCAAGAUGCUGAGCAAAUAGGAAGCCACAAUGGAAUGCCUUUGGCUCCAUCUACUGGCCAUAAUGAGGUGGUCAAUCCUGCUCAGAUGACAGUUCUACCUGAACAUGACAGAGAACCACUAUCAUAUGUCCACAGAUAUGAAGAGUGUCUUACUAAUGAGAUGUGCUAUGAUCAUUUGGAGGAUGUUGAACCUAUUUCCAUUCUUACCCCUCAGGAUGAAGGUAACAUCAGAUUGGAAACUAAGGAAUCUGAAUGUAAGGAGCCGCUGGGUUCUGCACUAGAAGAAAUUACGAAGCCAAAAGAGAAUCCAGAUUCAUGUAUUGUAUCUUGUCAUUCUAGUAGUUCUUUGAUUGUUGAAGAUAUGCCUGAUGAAUGUGGUUCUAGCUGCAGGGUUCUUGAUAUGGCAAUUGAUGGUUGCAGCACACCUCCUUGGGGAUCUAAUACGGUCUUAUUUGACAGUAAAGCUGAGGCACAUAUUCUCUUUGAGCUAAGCAACUCUCAGAGUAGCCCUGGCAAGAACUUUGGCUCCAGCCCAGGUUCCAUUACCACCUCAAGUACUAGGCAUGAUCCCAUCUCCAUGAAAGAUACUAUUACUGAUGUGGAAAAACUUUCAACAUCUGCCUCUGAUACCACGAUGAGGGAUGACUUCAAUUCUGAAGGUCAAUCUGAAGAUGAGUCAUUGAAUCCUCUGGACAAGCAGAAAUCAGAAUUUCCAUUGACUUGUACCGAAAAUGAGUGUUCUUUAGAUUACAGAACUUGUGAUGAUGCUGAAACCAUUUUAAAACCAGAGCAACACCAACUUCCUCAAAGACUCUCUUCCUCCCGCAAGGCUUUGUCUCCGUCUUCUCAAGAGCGAUUGUGUUUGGCGAUGAAUCCAAAUUCUGUUGGAAUCGCUAAUGAUGCAGAUCAAAGUAUUGAUUAUAAAUGUGAGGAGAAGCUCUUUGAAAACGAGACUGGAAAGAAGUCUUCAUCUCUAAGAUCAGAGGUACAGGAUGACGAAAAAACUGUGAAUCACAGAUUGCCUGGACAGGUUAGCCAGCGGAAAUUCGUCAUAUCUCCCAGACGCAUCAGCAAGAGAUCACAGAUAGCCAAAGGCAACCUUGAAGGCCCUCGUUUCUCACGCGCUUUACCUAAUCUCAGUACUGGGUGUACCUCUGUUCAAGGAUGCUCUGAAAGUGCUGUUGCAUUCUCACAGCGACAGAUGCAAGACAUGGAGUCUGUUGCACUAAAACUGAUGAAUGAGUUGAAGUCCAUGAAGGACAUUGUGGAACAAAAAUUGCUUUUUGAAGCAUACCGCAAUGCUUCCUUAAAAAAUGAUGCAGAUGAGAUAAAAUCAGCCAUAAAGAAUGCUAUUAAAGCUGAAGAAACGGCUAAAAAGUGGAUGUCUAUGAUGACCAGAGACUGCAACCGGUUCUCUAAAAUAAUGAAAAUGAUGCCGGACAUCACACCUUCUUCAAAAGAUAGUUCCCCAAAGGGGGAGAGGAAGAUCACGUUUGCUGAUGAAGCUGGUGGGAAGCUAUGUCAUGUCAAAUUUUUUGAUGACAGCCCUGCCUCUCCAUCUUCUAGUGCUGUGGAACAGUAAGGACAUCUAAUGCAUUCCGGUACGCUUAUGCUUCACAUGUUCAGAUAAGAGUUCAUCCAUUCUCGGUUAGAGACAGAAAGAGAUUUGCUGCUUGUGUAUUCCUGAGUAUGCUUGCUAAUCAUACUGAAGGUCAGUCAUAUUCAUGACACCCAUUUUUCUUAUUCAAAUUCUGUUGUAGCUGACAUACAUUUUACCAUGGUAAAUAUGGGAGAAAUGGUCAUGAAUCCGAACGGGUUGGCCCAAUCGACAUCCCUAAUUAUAGCCUUAGGAAAUUUUAUUGUAUUGUACAAUCGGCCUUUUAUGAUCGUGUAUUUCCAAUAGUUGAAAUAGAAGAUAUACUAAAACUCUUUAGAUA